This is a messenger RNA of Schistosoma guineensis, 2625 nucleotides long. NCBI's taxonomy places the organism in Eukaryota, Metazoa, Platyhelminthes, Trematoda, Strigeidida, Schistosomatidae. The record is from the annotation of a GenBank genome assembly.
AUGUUAGUUGUAGAAGCUGCACCAAUCUCACCUGAUCAUCCGAUAUUAAAAUCUAAAUUAAAUGUACUUGAAAAAGUAAAUAAUGAACAUUCUGGAAUUAAUUAUAGAAUUGAUAAUGAUACUGAUCAAUGUACUACUGUGGAUAAUCGAUCAUUUAGUAAAAGGAAAUCGAAAGUUUCUACUUCGAUUGUUUCAUUGUUUAUUAGUCCAGAUCGAAAUGAUACAAUAAUUCAAGGAUCAUUUCUAUUGUCUUUUCAUCAUAGGGCAUUGAUUGGUGUUGAAGUACCAUUCAUAUAUUUUUCUGUUGGUUGUGAUUUAAAUCAUCUUAUUCUUGAUGAACAAUAUCGAAAUCGUUUUGAAAAGAUUACAUCUGAUGGUCGCAUAAUCAAUAAAAUUGAUUGUACAUCAACAAUCACAAGUAAUCAUAAUAAUGGUUUAGAUCUGAAUACAUCAUUGCAUAGAGAAGAUGAAGAAUCGAAUGAUAAUGAUGAUAUCAAUAGUCAUUCGAGAAGGAAAUCAAUGAAUAGUGAAGUGAAUGAUGGUGAUGAAUCAACAACUCAGAAUAAAGUACAUUAUACUGAUAGAUGUGUAAUGCAAAAUUUUAUUGGUCUUGAGGAUGCUGAUGAGAAAACACGUGAAGCUAUGCUAAAUUUCAGCUAUUAUUUAGCAUUAGUUGAAAUGGAUUCUGCAUUUAGAGCCAUAAAAUUGAUUAAAAGUCUAGUAGUUUGGCAGAAUAUGGCUAAAAUGUGUGUUACUACUUGUCGGUUGGAUGUUGCUCGUGUUUGCUUAGGAAAAAUAAAUAAUCCAAUGGGAUCGAAAAUGUUACGUGAAUUUAAAAGUAAAGAACCAGAAUUAGAAGCUCAAGCAGGAGAAUUAGCUUUACAAAUUGGUAUGACUGAGGAGGCUGAACAACUAUUCAUUCAAUGUAAUCGUUGGGACUUGGUAAUUCGUUUACAUCAGUCGCUUGGUAAUUGGAACAAAGCUUUGAUAACGGCUGAACAAAAUAAUCAUGUUAUUACUUAUAUUAAAUCAGGAACUUAUCAGUUUGAAGUUCCUAGAAUGUUACAAAAUAAUCCAGAAUUAUUAGAAUCAUUUGUGAAUAAACAAAAUGAUCAAAAUAUCAAAAGUUGGUGGGCAAAAACACUAGAAGCUCAGGGGCGUCUCGAAGAAGCGAAAACGUAUUAUUCUAACUCGAAAGAUUACCUAUCAUUAGUACGUGUACUAUGUUGUCUUGGUGAAGAAUCAGAAGCUGAAAUAAUAUGUAAUGAAACUGAUGAUCCUGGUGCUUGUCAUCAUUUAGGGAAUCAUUUAAAAUUGAAAGGUUGUAUAGAUCAAGCAAUUCGUUUAUUGACAAGAGCAAAAGCUUAUUCAAGUGCAAUACGUUUGUGCAACGAACAUAAUCGUAAUGAUCAUCUUUUUAGUUUAGCUCAAUUAGGCAGAUCAGAUGAUAUAUUAGAAUCAGCAAAACAUUUGGAAAAUUAUCCUGAUUAUAUUGAUAAAGCAGUAUUAUUAUAUCAUAAAGCUGGUAAAAUUAAUCGUGCUAUAGAAUUAGCAAUUAAUAAUCAUCAGUUUGAUGCUUUACAAACUAUUAUUAGUUCUUUAAAUGAUGAACAAUUAGAUUCAGUUAUGUUAAAAGAAUGUUCAGAAUUCUUUAUACAAAAUAAUCAAUUUGAUCGAGCUGUUGAAAUACUUGCAGCCGGUAAACAGUAUUUGGAAGCCAUUCAAUUAUGUAAUGAAUAUGAUAUUCCAAUUACAGAAGAUCUAAUUGAAAAACUUACACCAAUAACCAAUCAUUUAUCUAAUCAUGAUCUAUCAAAUAUAUUUAUAAAAUUAGGUGAAUUAUGUUUAAUAAAUGAAUAUUAUUAUUUAGCAUGUAAAAAAUUCACUCAAGCUGGUAAUAAUAUAUUAGCUAUUAAAUCAUUAAUUAAAUCAGCAAAUUAUUUGCGAACAAUAAAUAAUUGGCAUAAAAAUAUAAAUAUAAUACGUAAUAUUAUACAAUUUUAUAUACGUGGACAAGCAAUGGAAUCAUUAAUUACAUUUUAUGAAAUAUGCGCUCAUAGUAAAAUCGAAGAAUCUGGCAAUUAUGAAAAAGCAUUGGAUGCAUUAACUGAAGCAUAUAAAGUCUUAGUUAAAUUAUCAAGUUCAACUACAAAUGAUGAUAAUAAUCAAACAAAUGAAUGUCAUCUUAAGAAACGUCUAACUCAAAUAAUAAAGAAGACAAUAUUAUGCAGCGAGUUUAUAGAAAUUCAGAAGUUGUUUUCUACAAACCCAAUAGAUGCAAUGCAAAGAUGUUAUACACUUUUAGAAAAUAUUGGGCAAGAUGAUAUAUUGAGACCUGGAGAUAUUUAUUCUUUAAUAAUACGUGGAUUAGUAAUGGAAGAGAAGUAUAAAGCUGCAUUGACAUGUCUCAAUGAAAUGAAAGAGCGAAUUGGAGAUAACAUUAUUUUCCGAUAUUUGGAUCACGAAAUUUUGGAGAAAAUUUACAAGACGCUAAACUUAACCUCAACUGAAUAUGAUAAGCACACUUCAGAUAAGAUCACGAUUGAAAACGACGCCUUAGACACGCCUACAUAUGAGGGUAAUGCAAUUGAUGGAAACGUAAGCGACGAAACGAAUGACUGUUAA